UAUUCAUCUUGAAGGAGUCACUACCCUAAACCCUAUUGUAUCUGUAUCCCAAUUCUCUCCUUCAGAGUUUAUUUUCUCUUUGAGAACAAGCUAAAAGCUUAAUUUUUUUCCUAUCUCUGUGUAAACAAAACAUCACAAUAGAUUCUUCGAUGUCAAGAAGAAAACCAAAUUUUCUGUGAGAAGAAACCAAACUUGUCUAUGAGAGAAGAUACAAUGUUUAAGAAAGCCCUCGAGCUUUCAACUCUGUGCGAUAUCGAAGUCUGUGUCAUACUUUAUAGUCGUGACGGAGAACUCAUCAAGACAUGGCCGGAGGAUCAAUCCAAGGUUCGAGACAUGGCAGAGAGGUUUAGCAAACUACACGAGAGAGAGCGACGCAAGAAAAGAACCAACCUUUCUCUGUUUCUACGUAAGAAGAUCCUCGACAACAGUAAGCUCUCGGAGAAAGUCUUAGAGAUGAAGGAUUCAUUAGAAAGUGGUCUACGGGUACUACAAGAUAAGCUUCUGUUACUACAACCCGAGAAAAACCAGACCGAGUUAGGUCAGAUCCCCGUCAUCAACAAUGGACAGAACCAUUGGUGAAUAUCGGUGUGUCAAACACAGAGCAAGACCUAUCGAC
Messenger RNA from Arabidopsis thaliana (thale cress), 616 nucleotides. RefSeq names its product AGAMOUS-like MADS-box protein. NCBI's taxonomy places the organism in Eukaryota, Viridiplantae, Streptophyta, Magnoliopsida, Brassicales, Brassicaceae. Gene Ontology annotation, biological process: regulation of DNA-templated transcription; positive regulation of transcription by RNA polymerase II; DNA-templated transcription. Gene Ontology annotation, molecular function: DNA binding; DNA-binding transcription factor activity, RNA polymerase II-specific; cis-regulatory region sequence-specific DNA binding. The record is from RefSeq and is marked reviewed. The coding region runs from base 199 to 579 and encodes 126 amino acids. The transcript has a single exon. Gene Ontology annotation, cellular component: nucleus.